Copidosoma floridanum is the source of this 729-nucleotide messenger RNA. RefSeq lists its product as uncharacterized. Gene Ontology annotation, biological process: axon development; sensory organ development; positive regulation of transcription by RNA polymerase II. Gene Ontology annotation, molecular function: E-box binding; DNA-binding transcription factor activity, RNA polymerase II-specific; protein dimerization activity. Lineage: Eukaryota; Metazoa; Arthropoda; Insecta; Hymenoptera; Encyrtidae. The record is from RefSeq and is a predicted model, not a curated record. Gene Ontology annotation, cellular component: nucleus.
CCAAUAAGUGCAGGGGAUCGCCGUAUAUACAUCCUUGGCGAUCGGAAUUCAGCCGACAUGCUCGAUUAUUCCUAGGGUCUCCGCUCAUCGUACACCUACUCGGAUCCAUCCAACAAAGGGGAGCGGGGGAAAAAAAAAAAGGAAAAAACCCUUGGAAGGAUGAUGGACAAUUUCGAGGAGGGCAGCUCGAGGCGCAGUAGACAACGAAGCGGAAAGCCAUCAUCGGCGGUGGCCUCGGCAAAGGUCGGACGCAACACCGUCAACUCGAGGGAGCGCACCCUCCGGAGACUCGAGAGCAACGAGCGCGAACGGAUGCGCAUGCACGAUCUCAACGACGCCUUUCAGUCGCUGCGCGAGGUGAUACCGCACGUGUCGAGGGAGCGCAGGCUGUCGAAAAUCGAGACCCUCACCCUGGCGAAGAAUUACAUAGUCGCCCUGACCGACGUCAUCUGCAGGAUGCGGCGACAGGAUGGCGCUGAGACGGUCGCGGCCCACCAGCAGCAACAGCUCGUCUCGACCACCAAGGCCAGCGACGAAGACGACGAGGAGGAGCUUUUGUCGUCCGCGAGACGUAGUGGUGAGUCGGUGGAAGUGUCAAAAGUACUUUUUUGUUUUUGUUUUUCAUCAACGAUUUGUCGUAAAUUAUCCAUUAUCAUCUGGAAAACAAGUUUUACCACAGUGGAUACUCGAUCGCGUUGCUCCCUCGUUGGGCUACAUAUUAUGUUAUAA